This is a messenger RNA of Ceratitis capitata (Mediterranean fruit fly), 1603 nucleotides long. It is a transcript of the gene RNF220, whose product is annotated as E3 ubiquitin-protein ligase Rnf220. NCBI's taxonomy places the organism in Eukaryota, Metazoa, Arthropoda, Insecta, Diptera, Tephritidae. Gene Ontology annotation, molecular function: ubiquitin protein ligase activity; metal ion binding. The transcript is spliced from 2 exons. Gene Ontology annotation, biological process: protein ubiquitination. The coding region runs from base 202 to 1341 and encodes 379 amino acids. The record is from RefSeq and is a predicted model, not a curated record.
ACCUUAUGUGAAUUGGCCCUUGCGUGUUAGCUGUCAGUUAGUUAAAUAACAGACGUCAACAAAUUUUUUGUUGUUGUUGUCGCUCGUUUUGUUUGUACAAAAACGUUCUUAAAGCUGGUCUUUUAUAAGUAUUUAAAAUCGGAAUAUUUAUGCAAAAUCGGAACACAAAUCAAUUUUUUUAAUUAACAAACUAACGCAAAAAUGGAAACUGCGCCAGAAGCAGUUAGUCGAUUACCCUCUGGCGGAGUAACAGAAGAGUAUCUUCAGUGUCCUACGUGUGAGUGCAAGUUGCAGCAAUGGGAGGUAAAAGCCCAUUUUGAACAAGAAAUGGAACGCUUGAAACAUUUACAGAAUAAAGCUGUGAGUGAAGCAACUGCCGAAUUAUUCCAACAAAGCGCUAGUAAUGCUGUGGCUCAAAGAGAGGAGCGACGUAAACCUUGGACAAUAUUUCAGCGAGUACAAAGGAAUCGGCAUUCGCGCAUAAAGCGAAGAACCGGUAAGCGACCAGCACCACCAGCCGAACAGCAGUGCCCAGUAUGCAAUGCCAGCUUUUCGCUAGAAGAAAUCCAACAGCAUGCUGAACAAUGCUUACGUUGGAGGAGUGGUACCACUAAUGGCCGAGAUGGUGGUGGAAGUUCAAGCAAUGAAGAUGAAGAUACUGAGGAAUAUGAGGAAUAUGAAUGGGCCGGUCAAAAGCGCAUACGUGCAUCAAGCUUACUGCAAGGCGGUUAUGCCGCCAUCGGCAUAGGACAGAAUGUGGGAAACAGUGCCAGUGGUAGUGUUCAAAAUUCAAAUCAGGCUGGUGAUGAUGAAGAAGAGGAUUUGAAUGUUGAUGAGGACGACACGCAAAUCUAUGGGCCAGCGCAAUAUGCGGAGGCUGAUGUCAUACCACCCACUGGGGAACAAACCAGUGCAGAGAGUGAUGUAACUAGCUAUAUGCGCCGACUAAUAACUUGUCAGGAUGCAAAGGCACCCAAUAAUGGAUUGGAAGAAUUCCGUCGGCCGAAUGUGUCUAUGGUUAGGAGUAAUCAAACGUGCGUUCCCCCGACUGCCGCACCUUCGGCUGCAACUACCACAAAUAUACUGACUGAAAAUGAACAAAAGAAUUACCCGCAAAUAAUCGAAUCACUAAAACUGAAAUUACGCCAAUGCGAAAAUCAAGGGCAAAAUAAAUUCAAAUGUUUAAUUUGUUUGGACGAUUAUAGAAAUCCAGCCAUUUCGGUUGCAUGCUGGCAUGUACAUUGUGAGGAAUGCUGGCUCCGUUCACUGGGCGCACGUAAACUGUGCCCACAAUGUAAUUUGAUCACCACGCCAAAAGAUUUACGAAGAAUUUAUAUGUAAAAUAUUUUAACUUUUAUUCGGAAUAGUCUUUGCUUAUACUAUUUUACGUUAUCAAUUUCUAUUUUUCAAAUUUAAAUUCUAUACCUAUAAUGUAUGUAACUAUUUUUUGCAAUUCUCUUAUAUAUAACACUAGUUUGAGCUAUAAUAAGGAGAAAAAUCAUUAAAUAUUUUAUUUUAUUCCUAAGAAAAAUAACAAUAUAAGCUGUGCAGCAGUUACAAUAAAAAUACAAGACAAACUAGCUUUAAGAAGCUAUUAUAUACA